This is a messenger RNA of Camellia sinensis, 736 nucleotides long. The record is from RefSeq and is a predicted model, not a curated record. Lineage: Eukaryota; Viridiplantae; Streptophyta; Magnoliopsida; Ericales; Theaceae.
UCUUCUGUAGGUUGCAAGGUUUCUCAUGAAGACUGCUUCCCAGCUCGGGUCUGGCAAGAAACCAGCUGGUACAACAUCUUAUAUGGGACAAAUUGAGCAUCUAAUGCAAUGCCGUUCCAAUGUUCAAAGAGCUGAGGAUUGGUUAAAGCCUAGUGCAAUAUUGGAAGCAUUUGAGUCAAGAGCUGCUAGAAUGUCUGUUGCCUGUGCUCAAAAUUUAACCAAGUUUACAAAUCCAGAGGAAGGCUUUGCGGAACUCUCAGCUGAUUUGGUGGAGGCCGCACUUGCUCACUGCCAAUUAAUUAUAGUUUCCAAGUUCAUCGAGAAAUUGCUACAAGACAUUCCUGGAAAGGGGGUCAGAGAACAAUUAGAGGCGCUCUGUAACAUCUAUGCACUCUUCCUUCUUCACAAGCAUCAAGGUGAUUUUCUCUCCACCGGCUGCAUCACUGCCAAGCAGGCUUCACUUGCAAAUGAUCAGCUCCGAUCUUUGUAUUCUCAGGUUCGUCCAAAUGCAAUUGCUCUUGUUGAUGCAUUUAACUACACUAACCACUUCCUUGGCUCGAUACUUGGCUGCUAUGACGGAAAUGUAUAUCCGAAACUCUACGAGGCAGCAUGGGAAGAUCCUCUGAAUGAUUCAGUUGUGCCUGAGGGCUACCAUGAAAACAUCCGCCCAUUACUGAAGCAAAAUCUCUGUACUGCCAGACUCUGAAAGAACUUCGUCCGACUGAUACAUCUGAAA